AUGAGAAGAGACAACUGGGUGACAUCGCAUUUUGCACACCUUUUAACAAUCGUAAUUGCAGCAUCAAACCGUCACAAGGGACGUGAUUAUGCUCUUUCAGCUGGUUCUCAACACCGGUCACUUCCCACUGCUGUAUCUGAAUUAGCGCCACAAAUGCCGCUUUUUCAAGGUGAUACUAAUGAAACUUCAAAUAAUUAG
This is a messenger RNA of Loa loa (African eye worm), 198 nucleotides long. RefSeq lists its product as hypothetical. NCBI's taxonomy places the organism in Eukaryota, Metazoa, Nematoda, Chromadorea, Rhabditida, Onchocercidae. The transcript has a single exon. The coding region runs from base 1 to 198 and encodes 65 amino acids. The record is from RefSeq and is a predicted model, not a curated record.